ACUCUGGGGUAUUUCUCAUCUAUAACAGUGAGCUGCCCGGCUGCUUGGAGACAAAAGAUUCCCUAGUGAAGAUUUCCAAGGCCUGUAACUCCAGCGCUCCAUCUCAGAAAUGGAAAUGGGUUUCUCGGAGCCGGCUUUUCAACAUCGGGGCCAUGCAGUGCUUGGGUGUCUCCUUGAAGUCUGCCAACACCAGCACAGCGACGACCCACACCCUGGCCACCUACGAGUGUGACCAGGAGUCUGUCAACAUGCGGUGGAACUGCCGGGUCCUCGGGGACCAGCUCUCUCAGUACUUGAACGCCCGGCUGGGAAACUGGUCGCUGGCCUCGGCGGAGAGGGGUGACCAGGCGCGCAGAGGCCAGUGGAAAGUGUACGGCCCAGAAGACGACCUGUGCUCCAAGCCGUAUUCUGAAAUUUACACCAUCCAAGGCAACUCGCACGGGAAGCCCUGCACAAUCCCCUUCAAGUACGAUAACCUUUGGUUCUACGAUUGCACCGGUAUGGGUCGUGAGGAUGGUCACCUCUGGUGUGCCACGACACAGGAUUACGGCAAAGACGAGAGAUGGGGCUUCUGCCCCAUUAAGAGCAAUGACUGUGAUACCUUCUGGGACAGGGACCACCUCACCGGCAGCUGCUACCAGUUCAACUUCCAGUCCACCCUGUCUUGGCAGGAGGCUGGGAAGAGCUGUGAACAGCAAGGGGCCGGCCUGCUCAGCAUCACCGAGAUCUACGAGCAGACAUACAUCAACGGACUGCUGACGGGUUAUAGUUCCACCCUCUGGAUUGGACUUAAUGAUCUGGACCUGAACGGGGGCUGGCAGUGGUCAGACAACGCACCCUUGAAGUUCCUCAACUGGGAGAAUGGUCAGCCAGACAACCCCCAUGAGGAGAACUGUGGAGUGAUCCGGACUGAAUCGUCAGGGGGAUGGCAAAACCGGGACUGCAGCAUUGCCUUGCCUUAUAUCUGCAAGAAAAAACCAAAUGCCACCUCUAAUACCUACCUGACAGACAAAUGGCUGUCUCUAAGACUUCCUUGCUUCCCUUCCCUCAGCACUGAAAUCUCACAUUGCAUCCCGCUGGAUUCUUUGAGCUGAUUUGCUAGUGUUUGGGAGGGGACGCUUGGUUAGGAAAGUGGAGUUACUGACCGGCAGUUUUGCCUUGCUUUGGCAGAUGUUGAAGAACUCUGGAUUGGCCUGAACGAUCUCCGCUUGCAGAUGGACUUUGAGUGGUCUGAUGGAACACCAGUGCAGUUCACCUUCUGGCACCCCUUUGAGCCCAACAAUUUCAGGGACAACCUGGAGGACUGUGUCACGAUCUGGGGACCGGAAGGGAGAUGGAAUGACAGCCCUUGUAACCAGACAUUGCCCUCCGUCUGUAAGAAGAAGGGGCGUGUGAAUCCAGGCAGAGAAGACGAGGACCAUGGCUGCAGAAAGGGCUGGAAGUGGCACACACCGUCUUGCUAUUGGCUAGGAGAUGAGCACAUCAAGUACGCAGAAGCUCGGAAGAUAUGCAUGGACUAUGGGGCUACUCUGCUCACCAUCACGAACAGGUUCGAACAGGCCUACGUGAACAGUCUCAUUUACAGCUGGGAGGAUGAGUAUUUCUGGACUGCGCUGCAGGACAUAAACGAAACGGGGUCUUUCCAUUGGCUGAGUGGGGAUGAAGUCACGUACACCCACUGGAAUCGUAAUCAACCAGAUUAUAGUAAAGGGGGCUGCAUUGCCUUGGCUACGGGGAGCGCCAUGGGCCUGUGGGAAGUGAAGAACUGCACCACUUUCCGGGCCAAAUACAUCUGCAGGCAGAACCUGGGGACUCCGGUGAACCCUGAGCUUCCUGUGCCCCGCCCCACCCCCAGCCUGACAGGCACCUGCCCUCCAGGGUGGAGCACCAGCCCCAAGAUGCGGCAUUGCUACAAGGUGUUCCACUAUGACCAACUGCAAGAGAAGAAGAGCUGGAUCACGGCCCACCUGUUCUGCCAGGAUCUGAAAGCACAGCUUCUCAGCCUGGGCAGCUACGAGGAGGAGCACUUUGUAGCCGACACGCUCAACAAGAUCUUUGGGUGA
Gekko japonicus is the source of this 2063-nucleotide messenger RNA. Its product is annotated as C-type mannose receptor 2-like. The record is from RefSeq and is a predicted model, not a curated record. The annotation marks the transcript as partial. Gene Ontology annotation, molecular function: signaling receptor activity. The transcript has 12 exons. Lineage: Eukaryota; Metazoa; Chordata; Lepidosauria; Squamata; Gekkonidae.